Messenger RNA from Arachis ipaensis, 1880 nucleotides. RefSeq names its product beta-glucosidase 46. NCBI's taxonomy places the organism in Eukaryota, Viridiplantae, Streptophyta, Magnoliopsida, Fabales, Fabaceae. Gene Ontology annotation, molecular function: beta-glucosidase activity. Gene Ontology annotation, biological process: carbohydrate metabolic process. The record is from RefSeq and is a predicted model, not a curated record.
AUAAAGAAACAAAACUAACUCGUUCUUGCUUUAUAGUUUAUAUAGCCUACUGUGGUGUAUAUUAUCGAUGAUUGGCAUUUUACAAACACAAUAUAAUAGCAUGCAAUGGGGUUGUCUACAUUGAAGAAAACUAUCCUCUACUGUGGCAUCCUGUUGCAUUUGCUUCCUUUUCUGCCAUGUUUCUCAAAUGGCUUCAGUCUACCCAGCAACUUCCUCUUCGGGAUAGGAUCUUCUUCUUACCAGUACGAAGGUGCUUACAUGAGCGAUGGCAAAGGACAGAGUAAUUGGGAUAACUUCACUCACGGACCAGGUAGAUAUGUAAUAAUCGAUGGAAGUAAUGGUGAUAUUGCCGUUGAUCAUUACCAUCGCUAUCUGGAGGAUAUAGAUUUAAUGGAGGCUUUGAAAGUGAACAGCUACAAGCUUUCUUUAUCUUGGUCAAGAAUUCUACCAAAGGGAAGGUUUGGAAAGGUCAAUAGAGCUGGUAUCAACUUCUAUAACACACUAAUUGAUGCUCUGCUUCUGAAAGGGAUCCAACCCUUUGUAGUACUAUCUCACUAUGAUAGUCCUCAAGAGCUGGAGGACAGAUAUGGAGGCUGGCUAAGUCCUCAAUCAAAAGAAGAUUUUGCAUUCUAUGCAGACCUAUGUUUUAGAAGCUUUGGUGACAGAGUCAAGUAUUGGGUCACCUUCAAUGAGCCAAACUACCUAGCCCCACUUGGUUACCGUUCCGGCAUAUAUCCGCCGUCCCGUUGCUCUGGCUCAUUGGCAAUGUUACCAUGCAAAGGAGGGGACUCAGAAAGGGAACCAUUCAUAGCAGCACAUAACAUUAUCCUUUCACAUGCUGCUGCUGUUGGUAUCUACAGAAGCAAAUAUCAAAGUGAGCAAAAAGGAAUGAUUGGCAUAGUCCUUCAACAUGAAUGGUAUGAACCAAUCAGCAAUUCCACAGCAGACAAAUUGGCCACCGAAAGAGCAAGAUCAUUCUCCUUCAAUUGGUUCCUGGACCCAGUGAUAUUUGGAAAGUACCCAACAGAAAUGGAGGAUGUUCUUGGAAGCGUGUUACCCAAGUUUUCGAGCAAGGAAAUGGAGAAACUCAAGAAAGGAUUGGAUUUCGUUGGCCUCAAUUACUACACAGCCCACUAUAUCAAAGAUUGUAUAUAUUCCAAGUGUAAACCGGGAGUAGGCACCUCCAGAACAGAAGGUUCAUACCAAAAAAGUGGAGACAAAAAUGGUGUCUCAAUUGGAGAACCUACACCAUUUAGUUGGCUCAAUAUUUACCCGGAAGGCAUGGAGAAGGCCAUUACAUAUGUCAGAAACAGAUACAACAAUAUUCCAAUGUUCAUCACUGAAAAUGGGUAUCCCGUACAAGAAGAUUCAAAUUCCACCAUGGAGGAACAACUUAACGAUUAUAAUAGAAUAAGGUGCAUGAGGAAUCAUUUUGAGGCCAUGUUAGAAACAAUAAGGAAAGGAGCAGAUGUGAGGGGAUACUUUGCGUGGUCGUUGCUAGACAACUUUGAGUGGAUAUAUGGAUAUACAAUAAGAUAUGGACUUCAUCAUGUGGAUCAUAAUUCCUUGAGGAGGACUCCAAGAUUAUCAACAACUUGGUAUAAGCAAUUCAUUGAAAUGCAUCAGUUGGAAUGGAAGUACAAUAAUAACACAAGCAAGGCUUUUGAGUUGUGAAAAGUAAUAAGGCCAGCCAUCUUGUUCUUGUCAGGGUUUAUUCAAGUGAGAACACCACCACAUACAUGCCUUAGAUCUUGAGGUAAAUCAACAUAAGGCCAAAGGUUUAAUCGUACUAGAAUUUUAUAAGUCAGCACUUAUUUAAUUAUUGUUACAGUUUAUUUUAUCUGAUAGAGAACAAAGAUUAUAUAAGCAUCACUUGGAUA